This is a messenger RNA of Lachancea nothofagi CBS 11611, 285 nucleotides long. The record is from the annotation of a GenBank genome assembly. NCBI's taxonomy places the organism in Eukaryota, Fungi, Ascomycota, Saccharomycetes, Saccharomycetales, Saccharomycetaceae.
AUGUCUGCUCCCUCUCGAAGUCAGGUUCUCUCGCUAUACAAGCAAAUUAUCAAGAAUGCCAACGGCUUCAAUAAUUACAAUUUCAGGAAUUAUUUUCUGCGGAAAGCCAAGACCAGUUUCCGGAACGCCAGUGACUUGAAAGACCCUGUCGCCAUCGAGGAGGCCUGGAAUACCGCUAAGCAAGAGCUAGGCGUGCUAAAGCGACAAUCAGUGAUUUCACAAAUGUACACCUUCGACAAGCAAGUUGUUGAGCCCCUAGAACAGAAGCAUCACAUUAGAAGUUGA